Tripterygium wilfordii is the source of this 4106-nucleotide messenger RNA. RefSeq lists its product as uncharacterized. NCBI's taxonomy places the organism in Eukaryota, Viridiplantae, Streptophyta, Magnoliopsida, Celastrales, Celastraceae. The transcript is spliced from 2 exons. Gene Ontology annotation, molecular function: calmodulin binding. The record is from RefSeq and is a predicted model, not a curated record. The coding region runs from base 931 to 3711 and encodes 926 amino acids.
AGGAGGAGCGUCUGCAUGAUGAACCCAAGCACCCUAAGUGGGCCACCACUGGCAGCCCAUCUCCGCCGACGAGUUGGCUAAGGGAUCCAUCCUCUCUUACUUUUAGUGGGACUCCCACCCCCAGUCAACAGUUCUAUACUUCCUAUUGAUAUGAUUUUUUAUUUGGAAUGAUAAAAAAUAAAAAAAACAUCUUUAUCUUGUUUACCAUUUUACCCUCGUUCCCCUCUACAAGCUUCAAUCAACUUCCCCCAACUUAGCAUUCCCAAAAUAGUAGACACAAUGUGCAUAUGUUGUCUCUCUCAAACUAUAUGGUACUCACAACUCUGAAAGCUAAGCAUGCUAUCUCCAAUCAUCAUUCAACAACUACCGACUAUUAACUAUAUAUGCAUUAAUUGAAAUGUCCAUCCUGAAUCCACAUGACAGUGAUGCUUAUCCAGGUGACCAAGGGGUGUUUUUUGUCUUUCCAUAAAACACAAGGAGUUGGGAUAUCUCAAUCAAGUAUAGGGAUGCCUUCUUUCUUAACAUAAAAGAAACAACAUAGAGAGAGAGAUGGGGGUGGUAUUCCCCCAUGUCACAAAGCCAAUAAUACCAUUCAGAAAAUGCACAAAGAGAAGGGGUCCCAAUAGGAAAAGUCACCUGCUAGUGCUUGUCAGCAUCACAUUCCUCUCUCAGCCUUAUUCAAAUUUGAUCUGCCAAGUCAUCACUUGAAAAUCAAACCAAAAUAAAAAAUAAAAAAAACACCCACUGAAAACACCUAACCAGGAAGCAUCAUUCUCUGCCCUUUCUAGAAUUCAUUCCCCUUAAUCCUUCAUACCACAAGAAGACUACUUUUCUUUCACAACUUGAAAACCCAUUUUUCUAAGGGAACCAAAACCCCUUAACGUAUCCUCACCUGUCAUCCAAGGCAUUGGUUUUGGUUUUCCUUUGAAAAUGGUCCAAAGAAAGGUUCCUAACAAGCUUGGAAUCCAAGCUGCUGAUCAUGUUAAAUCUGAGAAGAAGUGGUUGGGAAACCUUAAACCAAAUUCUAAUCAGCACCAAGAUGGCAAAAGUAGAGGACCUGACAUGAAGAAGAAAAUGAAGAAAUCAAGAUCAAUCAAGCUUACAGAUGUUGAGAGUCUACAAUCAUCCCCUUUGAGGAAGACCAUAACUCAGCCUGGAAAGCCACCUCCGCUCAAUGCUCCCGCAACCCCACAGAAGCAGCAGUCUGUUAGCAAGACAACCGGUGGAUCACCAAAUUAUAUGAAGUCCACCAGCAGUUCAGAGGCAAGAAAGGAGCGUUCACAGGUGAGUCCCCAAACUUCUCAGGCUGGUUCACAUACUAAGAACAUGAGCAGAAGGAGCUCGAAUGGUUCCAGAGUCAGCUCUGCUUCUGGUGGUAAACCAGUAAGAACUUUCACAAGAACAUCUAGUUUGAAGCGGUUAACAAAGACUCCAAGUUUUAAGCCGGUGAGGGCGACGGUGAAAAAUCGUUCCAGAGUUGCUCUUUGUGCAGAUAUUGACGUACAAAGAGCUACCUGUUCUUCAACUCUGAAGUACUCAAAGUUCCCUGCUUAUCUGAUGCUAAAUCCUGGGGGAACUGAGGCCGAAGGAACUUCGGCCAUGAAGGUUUGCCCGUACACUUAUUGUUCUCUUAAUGGUCAUCACAAAUCUCCUUCGCCACCAUUGAAGUGCUUCUUGAAGGCACGGCGCCGUUCUUUGAAGAUUCAGAAAAACAUGAAUUUGGAGGUUCUGCCACCUCGCAGAGCUAAGCUGCAUGAUGAUGAAUAUGCGAUACUUGAUGUCAAGACGGAACAUGAUGAAGUGGAUUUCAGUAGUUCAGCAAUCUCUCCUCUGAUACAAGAAGUUGGAACAGACUUCUUUAUUGAAGUCUAUGUCAAAAAUAAGGAAGAUGAGAAAGAAUCGACUAACAUAUGCUCACCGGAGGAUCGAGAGGUAACAACAGACUUUGCUGGAGAACUCCAAGACCAAAUUGUUUCAUCAGUGGGAUGUGAUGAUAACAACGCAGUUGAAGAGGACUUCGACAAAGAAGCAGCAAAGAGCCUUUAUUUUGAGAUUGACUUUGACAUGAAUCCAGAAAAGUCUGGUGAUAUUGUAUCAAUAGAGAUGGAUAUUGCUAAUGAUUUUCCUGAAGAAUCAAAAGUGGAAGACGCAAGCAAUAAUUACUCAGAAGGAGCAAUAAUAGGAUUUCAGAUUGAGAAUGACUUCAAACAGGAAUGUGAUGCAGGCAAUGAAGAUGAUGAAUCCAAUUCAGAAAUUACUGAAAUGGAGUGGGAGGAGGGGCAAUAUUCUGUUUUAGAGCUUGUUACUGACGCUAAUAAUGUAGUCCAUAUAUAUGAUGAAACUGCUUCAAAUGUUCAGCCAGCAUCAGAAGUUAAGCACCCAUAUUUUCAUGAAGAUCCUGUCAUCAUAUCAGCUGACUGCGUCAGCAACUCCAGUGAGGACUUGCAGGCUGAAGAAAUACUUGAAGACCUCUUUGAAGAAGAAAGAGCAUCCUUCGACUUGCAAUCUAAUUACAGUGUCUCUGAGUCAGACGGAAUAUACCAAAAUUGGGAGAUUCUCGAAUUUGGCAGGGUGUGUGAUGGAAUGGUCCAAGAAGUUUCUCCCAUUGACGAAGCAAGCAAGGAAACAAUUACCAUGGAGGAGGAAGAAGUUGAAACAGAUCUGAUUGGCACUAUGGUCAACUCUCCACAAGAGCCAAUAAUGGAACCAACAAUUGACACUGCAGAGGUUCAGAAAAAUGGAGUUGUUGAAACAGAAGAUGAGGUCCUUGAUAGCAGCUGUGUUACUAAAGUGACAACUGAAGGUUCAUCCGAGCAUCAAGAAAGUGGAACCAAAUCACAAGAAGAAGUCCCGGGGAUAGAAGACAAGGAAAACACUGCUGGCGCCAAUUCAUUUGUUGAAACUGAAAAUUCCAAUACAUCUCACUGUUCACUUGAGGCUGACCAAGACAAGGUGGGAGAAGAGAAUAACCAAAACCAUGAGAUGGUUGAAUGUAGCCAGCUUGAUGACAUUGCUGAGGAGUGUAUCUUAAAUCAGGAUAGAGUUGGUGGAAGUCUUGAACCUAAGUCAGAUGUUCAGUGCAAGAUCUCCGGUCCUGACAUCACUGUCCCCUUGGAGGAAGAUCAAGGUGAAGCACAGACCAAAACCUCAAGUUCCAUGCAAUCUAAUGAACAGAGUGAAUCAGGAAUGAAAGCAUCUGUAGUUGAUAACAGCACGGGAGAAGUUGACAAACUGAUGGAAGAGAGUACAAAUUUAACCAUGGCAGAAAUAGAAAUCAUGGCCAAUACUGUAACUAGUGCAAAAUCAGGGAGCACAUUCAGGUACGCAAGAAGCAACCGCAGCCAGACCCAGCCCGAUACCUGCAGUAACAAGAAAUGGACCAUUAGAUGCAAGGGACAUAUUGAAGAGACAGAGGAAAAGAAGUUGUUCAAUCCCAGAGAACCAAAUUUCUUGCCUGAGGUUCCUGAGCCAGAAGGAGAGAAGGUUGAUCUUAGACAUCAAAUGAUGGAUGACAGGAGAAAUGCUGAAGAGUAUCUGCUUGAUUAUGCACUUCAACAAGCUGUCACCAAGCUUGCUCCAGCGAGGAAGAAGAAGGUGGCACUACUUGUUGAAGCAUUUGAAACUGUCGUACCAGUAGCCAAAUGGAAAACUCCAACAAGGCAUGCACCAGCAGGUUUUGCUCAUACAAGAAGCAUUCAAGCAUGUAGUUGAUGGAGUUUAUUGAGGUUAUCAUCAAGAGGCAGAAGUUCAGAUAUGUUGAAGUUAUAAUGAGAACCACUGUAUUACUGGUUAUCAUUGUCUCAAGGUUAGGGGAACCAACUACAGGAUUUACAGGCGAACUACCUUGUUCCCUGACAAAGCAACGUGUAAUAGGUCUAGUCUAUUUCAACUCAAGACCUCGAAUGUGUGAGCGAAGUGCCAGUUAAAAGACUCAGUUUUAGCAUUUGUAGCAAUGGUAUUGCAUGUGUCUUGUUCUUUACUAAUAUGAAAAUGUUCUAUCCUUUGUUGUUAAGGAGGCACCCUACCUCCAAAUGUUGGUGACAUAUUAAUGUCCUUCAUAUAUUAUGUUGUCAUAAUAAUUAUCUGACUGGUCACUAUUUUUUUUA